Colletotrichum abscissum is the source of this 792-nucleotide messenger RNA. RefSeq lists its product as uncharacterized. The record is from RefSeq and is a predicted model, not a curated record. NCBI's taxonomy places the organism in Eukaryota, Fungi, Ascomycota, Sordariomycetes, Glomerellales, Glomerellaceae. The transcript is spliced from 2 exons. Bases 1 to 792 code for a protein of 263 amino acids.
AUGCUUUCCCCAUUUACCCCACCAUUUUGCCGGCCUGCAACUGCAACUGAAUCUGAUCGAGGGCCAGUCCAGCACUUCCAGCUCGGUCUCAUUAUCCCAUCUAAACGCAGGCAGGGAGUGUGUACCUUAGCUUGCCUCGCCUCGCUUCAAGUCAGGAACAUCGGCACAACCAAGACUUUGCUUCUUUCGUUCAUCAACCACCGGGACUCAAGCUUUCCUUCCUGGGGCCCCGAGCAUCCAGUCAGCAAAGAGCAAACGUCUGCCUUGGGACCAACACCCCUGGCAAGACUCCAGAGGCGUGCAGGAGCGUCUGAGAAACGGCAGCAAAGCCAAGCCGUAGCAGCAAUAGCAGCAGCGGCGGCGGCACCACCACAACCACAACCACCAGCCAACGUCGAGCUCUCCUCCUCCUCAUUCUCAUCCUUCUUCCAGUCCCCGGCCCCAGCUCCUAGUAUAGCCCCAUCCCAUGGUAGACUCCUAGUCCCAGUCCCAGUCCGUCUGCCCCAUGCCAAGCUCUUCGGCUUGCCCCUCUGCCCCCUUCUGGCUCUUGUCAAGCAACUCGGUGGAACGCAGCGUCUGUGGUGGAACAAUUCGUCUUCCCCAACUUCCAUCAAUCUUUCCGUCUCCUCCACCAACGACAAGCGGCGGAUUGUCGAUUGCGAUUCAACUUCGCCGGCUUUGCCGUUCAAAGUCCACAACGAGUCUAUUCACACUCUAGACCCCGUCAUCCCAGCAAUAUCGCUCCUACCAAUUGUCCCGGUCUGGUCAGGGAUCUCCAACCUCUUGGUCUAG